Messenger RNA from Magallana angulata, 1659 nucleotides. RefSeq lists its product as uncharacterized. The transcript has 3 exons. The record is from RefSeq and is a predicted model, not a curated record. NCBI's taxonomy places the organism in Eukaryota, Metazoa, Mollusca, Bivalvia, Ostreida, Ostreidae. Bases 102 to 1298 code for a protein of 398 amino acids.
CUUUUGGGGUUCUUUUGGGUCCUUUUGGGUAAUUCGUUGCAGCAUAUUUUCAUCGGUAACAACUCAACUCGGCACCUGGUGAAUUCGGCACCUGAUUCAUCAUGGCUUCGGCAGUAAAGAAAAUGCGUGUGGAAGAUGUGGAAAACUAUGACAAGAGACGUUUUUGCAUGGCAAUAUUGGGGCUGUGUGUAGCAGAUGCUUAUAACACGCAAAUAACACUUACGCCCCUGAAAAUAACAAAUUGCAAUGCAGCAUCGUCCGGCGGUGCAUGUUUUUCUAAGGCUUUUUGUGACACUGAAUCCUUUGACGAAGGAAUGGUGCUCGGUGAUGUUUUUCAAACUGGGAUUAAAACUUUAAAAAAUUUCGCCAAAAAUGGAACACUUCCAGAGGAGAGACGCAUGUUUCUUGCAUUUGAUAAACUUCUGAACUUUCUAAAUGGAGAAAAGAGCAUCAGAUUUAACAGUCCUCAGAAUCUUCAUGCCUUGCCUGAAACAGAGCUUGCAGAACUGGUAGCAAACCAUUUGUUGGGAAAAUUAGCUAUUUCAUCCUGCUUCUUGGUUGACAAAAAUUGUACUGGAAAAAGAGAUGGAUGUUGUUGUGGAGUCAGAUCGUGUAGAAUGACAGGAGAGUAUGGAGACACGAGUAUUGGAAAUUCGGAGGUGUGGCAUGGAAAUUUAGACAUCAUCAUCAACAACGAUGAUUUGGCUGUGGAAGCAAUUGAGAAUUCUCUAGACAGUCCAGGAGAAAAAUCUGCAGUUGAAGUUAAAGCUUAUCUUCAGAGAAACCCCAAAAUCAUUGCUCAGACUAUUGUGUUUUCUUUUCUACAGGAAAAAAGACACCCAGAGCGUGAACAUUUCUUGACACCUUGCAUUGGAAUUGGAAAUUCAGAGUUGAUUAUUUUGUUUUAUGACACAGAACAUGAUGUUUUGUUAGAGAGUUCUCGUGUUCCCCUUUUUGAAAGCCCAGUUUCUUGCAAAUUCUCCUACUCUUCCAUACUUGCAUGCUGGCUUGUAGUAAAUUACAAGAUUUUUUGUUCCGGGUUAGUAGAGGAGUUUAAAAUCUGCAAAAGCAAUUUUUUUUCGCAUGCUAGAGAAAAAAUAAAUAUAUAUAAAGACGAACUCAAAUUUCAGAAUGUAAACAGUUUUCAGUCUAAUGAGCCAAAACUUGUUAAAGUUGCUUCAAAAGUUAAGACUACUCCACUCAUGCAUGAAACAGAAAAAACAAUGUUAGAAGUCCUCUUGAGUUUAGCUUCAACAGAUGCUUAUUCCAAUAGUGCACCAGGCUCAAACUCAAAUUGAAAGCAUAAAAAGAGUGAAAAAACCAAGUGGUAGUUUCUCCUAAACCUAUCAGUAUUUUUAUCACUCGACAAAAAUAAAUGUAAAAAUAUGCCCAUGUUAGUGUGUAGAGCAGCACUGAUGGAGGGUGCAUCAAUCAAGACAGAGGGAAUCCCUGGUUUCUUUGGUGGUAAUUAUAAGGACGUAGAUUAUCUACCAUAUGUACCGACAAAGUUAUAUAUCCAUGUGCUUUCUUUUUAUAUGUAUUGUGGACUGCAAUAACACUAUCAAAAUAUUACUGGUAGCAAAUGGGCAUAUAUUGAUCAUGCAAUUAAUGUACAUGUACCUCUUUGCAGAUAAAUGUAGAUUGAUUGGGCCCUAUAUC